This is a messenger RNA of Lates calcarifer (barramundi perch), 3742 nucleotides long. RefSeq names its product family with sequence similarity 172 member A (gene arb2a). Lineage: Eukaryota; Metazoa; Chordata; Actinopteri; Centropomidae. Gene Ontology annotation, molecular function: siRNA binding. The transcript is spliced from 11 exons. Gene Ontology annotation, cellular component: nucleus. The record is from RefSeq and is a predicted model, not a curated record. Gene Ontology annotation, biological process: regulatory ncRNA-mediated heterochromatin formation. The coding region runs from base 131 to 1402 and encodes 423 amino acids.
GCUCUCAGUGCUCUGCACUGCUCAGAGUCCUUCCUGUUUUAGAAAUUUCAAGGAAGCAGCAGCAACUGGACAGUCGCAUAUGUAGCCAACUAAUGGAUGCAUCACAGUGAUCCCCAGGAGCAAAGGACCCAUGCUCUCUUAUCUUUGUGCUGCCACACCAGCCCUGUACAUAUUGUGGAUUGCCAUGGCUGCUCAGGCUGCUGGCCAGGAGGACAGAGAGAAAACUACUGCACUCAAAGAUUUGCUGUCAAGAAUAGACUUAGAUGAACUGAUGAAGAAAGAUGAACCUCCUUUCACUUUCCCCAAAACACUAGAGGAGUUUGAGUAUGCCUUCAAUGAACAUGGCCAGCUCAGACAUACAAAAACAGGAGAACCCUUUGUGUUCAAUGCCAGAGAGGAUCUCCACCGCUGGAACCAGAAACGCUAUGAAGCUCUUGGAGAGAUCAUCACUCAGUAUGUUUAUGAGCUGUUGGAGAAAAAGUGCAACAUGACUAAAGCAUUCCUGCCAGUGGAUUCCACAGAAGAUGAACCCACCAGUUUUAUCUAUCUGAGUCCAGAUGCCUUGUCAAACCCGUCCAAGCUGCUGGUGCUGAUCCAGGGCAGUGGCGUAGUCCGGGCUGGUCAGUGGGCCCGCAGGCUAAUCAUCAACCAGGACCUGGACUCAGGGACUCAGAUCCCCUUCAUCAACAGAGCCAUGGAGGACGGCUAUGGUGUGAUGGUGCUCAACCCCAAUGAGAACUACCUAGAGGUGGAGAAGCCAGCCAAGUCCUCUCCCCUGCCCUCUCCCACUGAACCCUCGGACGAACCAGCUGAAAAGAGGGAACGCAAAGAUGACAAAGAGGGCAAAAAGAAGAGAGAAUUUUAUGAGAAGUACCGUAACCCACAGAAGGAGACGGAGACGGAACGUAUCCCUAUACGGGAAAAUGGUUCCUCCGAGGAACACGUGCUAUACGUGUGGGACCACUUUGUGUCCAAAGCCGCAGCCAAGAAUGUCUUCAUCAUGGCCCACAGCUAUGGAGGGCUGUCUUUCGUUGAGCUGAUGAAUCAGAGGGAAAUGCAGGUGAAGAAUAGAGUGUGUGCCGUGGCUCUGACUGACUCUGCUCACAACAUCUGGCUGCAGGAGACCAGCAAAGGCACACAGGACUGGAUGCAGCAGCACUGUUAUAACUGGGUAUCGAGUGCAGAACCCCUGGACACACCACUGGAAUCCAUGCUGCCAGACUGCCCCCGAGUCUCUGCAGGCACAGAGAGGCAUGAGCUGACUUCCUGGAUGAGUUUCAUGUCCAUCUUCAGGUUCUUCAGUGAGGCCCUGGAGGCGAAAGAGGACGAGGCGGCAGAAGAGACCCCCAACACCGUCACCACACGCAGCAGCUCCCUUAAAAACAGACAUCAAGAUUUGUAGAGGACCAACAACAGUGACAUGGAACAAGAGGAGAGGGAGUCAAGGGAUCAGAGGGGGGGAAUGCAGAAAGGGAGGCUAUGGUUCCCUGAUCCUCUCUGCUAUUUUUUUCUUUCUCCCUCAGUAUCCUCCAUCUUUCCUACUCACUCUUCUCCUUGAGCGUCAUUUCUCCCUUCCAGCCCUCCCUGGCUCUGCGCACACAUAGCCUUGUUGUUGUAAGAGACAAGAGUACAGGGUCACCAUGUAUACAUCACAGUAACGUUUUGCAUUACUUCUAGAUGAGCGCAACUGUCAAAGCAAUAUGGGCCUGAGUGUUAGUGCUUCCCGUGGGCUGUGGCCUGGCUGCGGGUACGGGCCACGGCAGCAGAGAUUAAGGCUGACAGGCGCUGUGCACAAUGCGCUGUGGUGCACCUCUAAUUGUCCUGACAUCAGCCUGAACUGAGCUAAUGCCCCGCCUGCCCUCCAGUCUGCACUGCUCAGUCUCUCCCUCCUCUCCCUCUCCCCCCUCUCCUGGUCCCAAAGCCUGGACUGCUUAUCCUGAAAUCAGCUCAUGCUGUCUGAAAUCUUCUGCUAAGACUCACUAUCAUUUCAGCGUGGCCAAUGCCCAUCUUAAGUUUUUUUUCAGCCCAUACCCACCACAAAUGUUUUUAGAAAGCGUGAACACACACUCUUAGCUGGUUUCUUUUGGGUGUUGUUUUUAUGAUUUAUUCUUUAUUCUUUAACUCCUCUGCACAUGCAGUUAGCUUUUAAUCCUGACCUUUUUCAUUCAACUUUGUGUAAAAUGUGGUUCUAACCCAUGUAUUUCUGGGAUUGCAGUGCUGGAUAAUGGAGAUCUCUUUUUUUUUCUCAGCUUUGAGCUAAAUUUGAAUGCACUCUCUCAUUCACACUAUUUGAUUUUUAAUAUUAAGCCAAUACUUCUCAUAACUGUAUGUGUUUACUUUAGAAUAUCUCUGGGUUUGAUUUGCAAAACUGUGGAGAGUCCACCUCUCUGUGUUUAUUAUAAACAUAUAUCUCUUUUUUCAGUUUUAUAUCCUUGAAAUUGAUGUCUCUGGAUGAUUGAAUGUGAUGAAACAAAUAAAACAAAACACAACCAGUGCUGAAUAUGGAAAAUUCAGGACACUGAGCAUAUUUAAAAUCACUUAAAGUCAAGCAUCAAAAUGGGUUUGAGGGAUAUCUCAUUUUAACAGGAGCCAGAAGUCAGCUCACAACACUCAUAAAGCCUCAAUAUAUCGCCUUACACAUGUCAGGAAAUCCAAGAUUUCAAUAUUAUUCUAAGCCUGAAUGAUAUUUCCUUAGAUGUUAGAGAAGUGUAACAUAUCUAUUUUUUCCCCCCUUUUUUCCUUCCACCAAAGUAGUCUUCUACUUAGAAGUGACAAAGUCAGCUCCCUGCUCAGCUGCACAUAAUCUGACUAUGUGACACAAACAUGAUAAAUUUUUUUCCAUAAGGCUCGUAUGUUUUAUAAACCACUCAAGGCUUAAUGGAAUACAUUUCUAAUGUGUCAUGACAUUAGUAAAAAAACUCAAACCGAAUACUAAAUCUUAUGAUACCUUAGACACAUUCUCAAAUGUAUACUUUUUCUUUUUUUUUGAAACUUCAAAUCGUUACCAUUGUUAAACUUGUACACUGUGAAAUCCUGCCUCUCCUGCCUACUGUGUGUAUGGUUUAAGGCUUUUGUGGAUUAUCUUUUCUGCUGUAAUGAGACAACUGUGGCUGAUGGUUGCAGGCCUAAUUUCCUUUUAAUUUGAUUCAGAUCUCUCCAGGUUUCAGCAAAGAAGUUGGCUUAUUAUUUGAUUUGAUGAGUUUCAUUUCAAGAUACCAUUGCUCAUCUUUCUGCUUUUCAGCUACAAUCAGUUCAUUUUUCACUCCAUAAUUUGUAUAUUGUUGCCUUAGGAAUAAACAAGACUCUGCUCACUGUUUUUUUAAUAAUAUCCAGCAAGCCAUAUGUGAAUGGAACUAAAGAUGUAAGAGCAGCCUAAAUCCAAAGCACAGUCUGCAAAUAAAAGGGGACUAAUUUUGCCAGUUGCUCUUGAAGACAAUAUUUUUUGCAGAUGGUUUAUAUGUUGUAUUGGUUUAAGAAACACGCCUGUAUUUUUUUUAAUCGCAGUACAAGCCUUUUGAUUUUAUGAAACCGCGAGUGUCCUAUCAGGUCACAGAUUUUUCUUAUAUUCUCAGUGUUUCUCUCGUGCUCCUUGAUCCAUUUCGGUUUUAAACGACUGUCUUUAAAAAUGAUUUGACAUUUUCUGCAGCUCAAUAAUUACUCUACUUUAACAUGAUUGAUUUCAUUUUUUGCAAUUAACCCAUUAAACCUGUCAAAAGCAAAUAAAACGAACUUUUGCAUCUUG